Messenger RNA from Fusarium pseudograminearum CS3096, 1392 nucleotides. RefSeq lists its product as uncharacterized. The record is from RefSeq and is a predicted model, not a curated record. NCBI's taxonomy places the organism in Eukaryota, Fungi, Ascomycota, Sordariomycetes, Hypocreales, Nectriaceae. Gene Ontology annotation, molecular function: phosphatidate phosphatase activity. The transcript is spliced from 2 exons. The coding region runs from base 1 to 1392 and encodes 463 amino acids. Gene Ontology annotation, biological process: phospholipid metabolic process.
AUGGGCGACUCAGGUUUAGGAACGAUAUCCGGCGGUUUACGAGGCCGUCGCUUCCCCAUCCGACUCAUCUUGUCCUACCUCUCCGACUGGAUUAUUUGCUUCGCCUUGGUUGGUGUCGGAGGUUGGCUCGACAAAGUUGCGCCAGCCAAGCGACCAUUUUCACUUGUCGAUCCCAACAUCUCAUACCCUUUUGCCGAACAUGAACUCGUCCCUGCCUACCUCCUCUUCGUCCUCGCCAUUGGCGUGCCCUUCGUCAUCGUCGCCGUCGUCUCUUUGAUCUUCGUCCCCGGUCCGACCGUUCCCAAAGGCACCCCAAAGACUCUCAUCUGGCAGCGAAAACUGUGGGAGCUUCAUGUUGGUGUUUUAGGACUCGUCCUCUCCCUCACGCUGUCGUGGUUUUUCACCAGCUCGAUGAAGAACCUCUUUGGCAAACCUCGACCCGAUCUCCUCUCUCGCUGCGAACCUGACAUAGCAAAUGUUGAGAAAUACCUUGUCGGUGGUUUUGAAUGGCGCAACAUGACCGGCCAGCUCGUUUCCGCUGCCAUUUGCAAACAAAAAGACAAGUACAAGAUCGAUGAUGGUUUCCGUUCGUACCCUAGCGGUCACUCAUCUUCUGCCGCUGGCGGCCUCAUCUACGCUUCACUCUUCAUGGCCAGCAAAUUUGCGAUUACUAUCCCGUUUGUUAUGCCUUCGGCUGCCGCUGCUGCGGGAGCUGCCAGUCAUGCUGCGUUCCCUUCCCGUAUCAGCACUGGCCCUAUUGUCGAUCCCUACGAACCUUCGCGCGCCCGCGGUCUCGAUGGAUCUUUCUCUUCUGCACCCAUGAAGGGCCAAGAAACCGCCAAGGUCCAGUCUCUGCGCCGCCAAGCUGCUGCGCCCCCGAUUUAUCUCCUUGCUCUUGGCCUUGUGCCUUUUGGCGUCUCCAUCUUCAUUGCUGGUUCGCGCUGGCACGACCGUCGUCACCACGGUUUUGAUAUUCUGUUUGGUUACCUGAUGGGUCUCAUUGCCGCUAUCUUUGCCUUCCGUUACUACCAUUUGCCAAUCCGUGCUGGCGCAGGCUGGGCAUGGGGUCCUCGAAGUGACGAGCGGGCCUUCUGGGCUGGCGUUGGACGACAUGGCUAUGCUGGCACAGACGAAGAGCUUGGCUCAUAUGCGCCAACACGACAUGACACAGGUGUGUCUGGAGACACAUCAUACCCACCCAUGACAUCUGCUCUGGCACAGCGAAACGUUCGCUCGACUUCGAACCAAGAAGAGCCUCGCCCUAGCCAGAACUUCCAAGACGUGGAACUGCAACGCAUGGACGACUCGGAUCGUCUGGAGAACAGGUUCCCGGAUAACCGGUUCGCUGAGAGUCGGUACGGUGACGCACACUACGCCGAACACCGUGUCUAA